CGGGGAAAUGCAUCCUGAAUGGGGCUGAGCCCCCCUGCACGGGAAUAUGCAGCGUCGGCUCCGCGGGAGCAGCACUGGGGCAGCGGCCGGCGGCCGGCGGUAUGGUGGCAACCUUCAAGAUCGCCGUGCUGGGAGCCCAGGGCGUGGGCAAGAGUGCCAUAGUCCGGCAGUUCCUCUACAACGAGUUCAGCGAGGUCUGUGUGCCCACCACGGCCCGCCGCGUCUACCUGCCCGCCGUCGUCAUGAACGGCCACGUGCACGACCUGCAGAUCAUGGAUUUUCCGCCCAUCCCCGCCUUCCCCGUCAACACCCUGCAGGAGUGGGCAGACGUGUGUUGCAGGGGGCUCCGGAGCGUCCAUGCCUACAUCCUGGUCUAUGACAUCUGUUGCUUUGACAGCUUCGAGUACAUCAAAACCAUCCGCCAGCAGAUCCUGGAAACAAGGGUCAUCGGCACCUCGGAGACUCCCAUCAUCAUCGUGGGCAACAAGCGGGACCUGCAACGGGGCCGGGUGAUCCCGCGCUGGAACGUCUCCAACCUGGUGAAGAAGACGUGGAAGUGCGGCUACAUCGAGUGCUCGGCCAAGUACAACUGGCACAUCCUGCUGCUCUUCAGUGAGCUCCUGAAGAGCGUGGGCUGUGCCCGCUGCAAGCACGUCCACACCACCAUUCGCUUCCAGGGGGCCCUGCGCAGGAACCGAUGCACCAUCAUGUGAGCCCCCCGCGCCACUGUGCCCCCACAGGACACCCGUUUCCACUGGGGUGACGCUGCACUGGGGACACCUCAGUCGUCUCUUCCCUGUGAUGACUUCUGGGGAAGCAGUGACCGCUGUUGGGUUGGACCGGGCUGGGGAUGCCACAGCUGUCCAUUGAGUCCCAACGGGCUCUGCUUCUCUGCACAACAGAGCUGCUGGCGGGCAGCCACGCUGUCCCACAAACCUCAUGUCCCCACAUUAGGGUUUCUCACUGCAUCGCCUCCAUGGGCUCCUGCUGCUCUGUGCCCAUCCUGGGCAGUCCAGUUUGAUUCUCCUUCCCCAAAAGUGCUCUUUCCACUCCUACCAGCUUCCUUUCCUCCAAGCUCAUCCUCUCCCCAUAUGUCCCAGCCCCACAGAGGCUGUGCUGGACAUACCCUUGGUUUCAGGGGCAAAGCUGCUGCCGUGAAUGCUGGGCACAGCUCAGCAUCUCAAAUACAGAUCCAGGCUGGAUUUGGCCCCAGCAGGGCCUCCCAUAGGGGAAGGUGGCAUCCAUCCAUCCAUCCAUCCAUCCAUCCAUCCAUCCAUCCAUCCACCCAUCCACUCACCCAUCCAUCCAAAUGGAGAUGGUUCCCAUGCAAAGGCAGUCUCUGAAGCAAUAGGGAGCUGGACGUGCAUUUCCAUCCUUCUUUUCCUUCAUUCUAUGCACACUCCUAAUGGGAAAGUGAGCCUCUUUUUUCUUUUCUUUCUUUCUUUCUUACUUUAUUUAUUUAGAGUUAAUCUUUCGGCUUGCUCCCACUGUCGGGUCAUCUGCAUCUGUCCUGGAGCCUGGCACAGUGGUUGCUGGGGCAUAAAUGGCACAGGGAUCUGUGGGUUGUCCCUCUCUGGAUUGGGGACACUAAAGCAGGAACCAACCAAAACCCACUAUCUCCUCCCACUGACAGCUUUUACUUCCCAGGAGCUUCACUGCUAUCCUGGUAACACUUUCUAUUAAGAGUCCUCCUCACUGAGCUCCAAUCCUUGGCAUUCAGUGCAGCCCCGCAUCUCUGCCAUCGGCCCCCGCUCUAUCCCUGCCAUUGGUCCCCAUGUCCCCACCACUGGUUCCCACUCCUAACAGCCACCUUGGGAACCAAAACCCAUCCCCUUGCCUCCCAAAACAAAAUACAAAUAAACCAAAAUCAGGAAAGUUGGCAGGAGGGAGCCUGUGGCCAAGAGCUGGGGGAGAGGAUGAGUGUGGCCGAGGAAGGCAGCAGCUCCCAUCGCCCCCACAGCAAACCCUCUGUGCAUCUCCUUGGGGUUUGUCAGUGCACACGACCUAUAUUUCGGCCUUUCACUGGCUUUACCCCUCCAAAUGGUUUGAGAAGGAAACUCCUUGGUAAAUGCCACUAAUAAAGCAUUUAUACAGUGCUCCAACACACACAUAUCAGUGACCAAGCCAAUACAUUGUUUGUUACAACCCUGUAGCCUGCAGUUUAUAGCACAAUUAGUUACAGGUUUUUAUAGCAUCUAUUUAGUAUUUUGAA
Centrocercus urophasianus (Greater sage-grouse) is the source of this 2212-nucleotide messenger RNA. It is a transcript of the gene RASL10B, whose product is annotated as RAS like family 10 member B. The record is from RefSeq and is a predicted model, not a curated record. NCBI's taxonomy places the organism in Eukaryota, Metazoa, Chordata, Aves, Galliformes, Phasianidae. The coding region runs from base 102 to 713 and encodes 203 amino acids. The transcript has 3 exons. Gene Ontology annotation, molecular function: GTPase activity; GTP binding.